AUGGACGACAUGAAAAAAGUUGAUAACAGCUCUUGCAAUGAUGGAGUUUUACUUAGAAUGGGCCUCAAUGAUAACAAAGCUGGAAUGCAAGGUUUGGACAAAGAGAAAAUCAAUAAAAUCAUCAUGGAAGCUACCAAGGGUUCUAGGUUUUAUGAAAAUGAACUUAAAAAAGAUCAACAAGUUAACCAACGAAUUGAAAAAAUGAUGCAGCUAAAAGAGAAAAUUACAACACAACAGCUCUUGAAAGCACAGCUGCAGAUGGACAAACUUGUGAUAGAACUGGAACAGAGCCGUAACCUUAACAGUACGAUUGUACACAUUGACAUGGAUGCCUUCUAUGCAGCCGUGGAAAUGAGAGACAAUCCAGAGCUGAAGGAAAAGCCUAUAGCAGUGGGAUCAAUGAGUAUGUUGUCCACCUCAAAUUACCACGCUAGGAGAUUUGGUGUACGUGCAGCCAUGCCUGGAUUUAUUGCUAAAAAGCUGUGUCCACAUCUAACUAUAGUACCAUUAAACUUCGAAAAAUACGGCAAAGUGAGUAAAGAGGUUAGAGAAAUACUUGCCGAAUAUGAUCCCAGUUUUAUGCCUAUGGGCCUAGAUGAAGCCUACCUGAACAUAACAGAUCACUUGGAGGAAAGGCUGAACUGGCCUGAAGAUAAGAGAAGAUUCUUUUUUAACACAGAAAGCACUAUAGGAAGAGAUAAAGAUGAUACAAAUAUGUCUGCCAAAUUUAAUGAAGAUGGAUACUCUUCUUCACCAGUACUGUUUGAAGACAGUACACCUCUGAUGGAUGACCACCCUGAACAGAGAGAUCAAUCAGUGGAAAAUUCGGUUGUCUUUGGAACUUCUGCAGAGGAAGUUGUGAAGGAAAUUCGCUUUAGGAUUGAGCAGAAAACUCAACUGACUGCUAGUGCAGGAAUAGCGCCAAAUACAAUGUUAGCAAAAAUGUGCAGUGAUUGUAAUAAACCUAACGGGCAAUACAGAAUUGCUCCUAAGAGACAAGCAGUGCUAGACUUCCUAAAAGAUUUGCCCAUUAGAAAGGUGCCAGGCAUAGGAAAAGUAACAGAGAAGAUGUUAAAAGCCCUUGGAAUUGUGACUUGCUCAGAACUUUACCAGCAGAGGGCACUGCUUUCUCUUCUUUUUUCAGAAGCAUCUUGGCGUAAUUUCUUGGAUAUUUCCCUUGGUUUGGGUUCAACACAUUUGGAAAAGGAUGGAGAAAGAAAAAGUAUGAGCACUGAAAGAACAUUCAGUGAAAUAAACACAGCAGAAGACCAGUACAGCUUGUGUCGAGAACUCUGCAGAGACCUUGCUCAAGAGCUGCAGAAAGAGGGACUUAAGGGUAAAACUGUUACUUUGAAGCUAAAGCAUGUCAACUUUGAAGUAAAAACAAGAGCUUCAACUGUGCUGUCUUCUGUUUCUACUGAGGAGGAAAUAUUUGCUGUUGCUAAAGACUUAUUAGGAACAGAAAUUGAUAGUGUUGCUCCUCACCCUUUACGGAUAAGACUUAUGGGUGUACGAGUAUCAGGAUUUCUAAGUGAAGAAGAGAAGAAGUACCAACAAAAAAGCAUUAUGAGUUUCUUAAAAUCAGGAAAAGAAACUGGUUUUCUUAGGCUUCAGCCAGGGAAGUCCAACCAAGAAUAUUUCACAAAAAAUUCAGAAGCAUCUCCCAGAGGGAGUUUUUUUGAUAAAAAGCGAGCUGCAAGGCAACUGAACAGUGAGAAUCUUUCUCCAAAUGGAAGUGUAGGUAAGCAGCUUUUUCAUGAUAAGAAAUCAGCAAAUUUUGUGGAAGAAACAAAGAAAGUCACAGACUUACAGAAUUCUAACGUGUGUAGGAUCUUCACCUGCCCUGUUUGCUUUGAGGAGCAAAGCAGCAAUAAUUUGGAAGACUUUAAUAGGCAUAUUGAUGAGUGCCUCAAUGGGACUCUUGUUAAAGAUACCGUGGAAAUAUCCAAGAAUGACAAUUCAAGAGAAAAUACACUUAAGUGUCUUCCACAAUUUAAAAAUGAAAAUGUUGAUGAAUGUCAAAAAAAUAAAACAGAUCAAUUAGCAGGAACAGACCAGUCUGCAAGUACAUCUGACAACUCUACUAGCAAUAGUACAGAAAAAUUCACUCAGAUAAUAUCUGAUAAAUCUCACGCAGAAAGACAGCCUAGCGAUCUCAGUGAUAUUGCUAGAAACGUGUGUAUGAAACAGUGUCUCUUCCCCAAAAGAAUUUCACAAGACAAUGAAGACUGUUUUGAAAAGACUGAAUACACAGAAGAAACUAGUUCGUCCUGUUUCUUUGAAGCCAAAGAAGACAGUGUUCUUGUUUGUCCAAUUUGUAAUUCAGAACAGAAAACCACCAGUCUUGUGUCAUUUAACAGACAUGUGGAUGUCUGCUUAAAUAAAGGCCUUAUCCAGGAGCUGACAGAAAAAAAAGAUUUUCCUACUAAGACUUAUAAUAUGGAAAACUCAAACAGAGUUGGAGGUUUAAGCAGAGGACAGCAAUGCACAAAUCCAUCACAAGGAACAAAAAGGUCUGGACUAACAACUUCACAGUCAGUACCAAAAAAGGCCAAGUCGAGCAAUUCCAAGCACACAAUUGAAAUGUUUUUUAAAUGA
Messenger RNA from Fulmarus glacialis (Northern fulmar), 2598 nucleotides. It is a transcript of the gene POLK, whose product is annotated as polymerase (DNA directed) kappa. Lineage: Eukaryota; Metazoa; Chordata; Aves; Procellariiformes; Procellariidae. Gene Ontology annotation, cellular component: nucleus. The record is from RefSeq and is a predicted model, not a curated record. The coding region runs from base 1 to 2598 and encodes 865 amino acids. The transcript is spliced from 14 exons. Gene Ontology annotation, molecular function: DNA-directed DNA polymerase activity; damaged DNA binding. Gene Ontology annotation, biological process: error-prone translesion synthesis.